CUAUUGGAUGCGCAAUUCGUUGAUGCGCCCUCUAGCGGUAAACCACUUAGAAAGAACUUGGUGUAACAUCAUCCUACUUCUUUUUUGUUAAUGGAAAAAGUGCAGUAGUUUUUAUUGUCGUCCGACUGAAAAGUUAUCAGUGGAUUAAAGAUUUUUCAGGAUGUCAGAACAAGAUAUACCAAGGUUUAGGAGUGCUGUGGCAGCAGCUAUAGCGCAGGGAUUGGACACGAGUGAAGCAGUGACAGAUUUAUUGUAUGCUAAUGUACCUCUAAAUGAAAAGUUCAAGCUCAUUGACUUUUGUGACCUGGUCAGGAACAAUGCACAGUCGGCAGUCAGUCUCAAGAAGCUGAUACAAGCGAUGAGCAUUCUGGAGAAAUAUGCUCGACACUUGAUGAAACCAGCAGAAAAUCGGUCCAACAUGUGGCGACAUAUAAAGUACAGCAAUAAUAUAUUUCGGGAGAGGGUGGAUGCUAUUCAGGGAGGAAAGUAUAUCAUGUACUUGAUGGGGUACACAGAGAACAGACCAGAUGGAGUGGCAUUUCCUGAUGGUGUCGAGCCAAACCGAGAUCGUAUCCUUAACCUGCUUACGGACCUUGUACAGGGACGGAAGGAGCUGGAAAUAUUCCUUGAGGGACAGCAUCCAAAACCUGGGGAAAUUGAACAGUUCUUAAACCCACAGCUCAGAGCAAGUUUAGAGGGUGACAUAGUACCAUCUGAAAAUGUGAAAACUGGUUCCCAGCCAGGAAUGCAAGGUUUGGUUGGUUCCCAGCAAGGAAUGCAAGGUUUGGUUCCUGACAUGUCAUAUGUGCAAAAUCAGCUGAAUCCAAGUCUUCCUGCCACCUCAAUGCAGUCAGCCACCAACCAGUUGUCACAACAGUUCCCACAGCAAACAAAUCCUAUCAGCAUGGGAGCUAGGCAGAAAACCACUGGGUCAAACAUGGGUCAGAUACCGCAGUAUGCUGAACCCAACCUACCUGCUGUUAGGUCAGAAGUAAAGCAGCCAUAUACAAACACCAGUCAGCUACCACAGAGAAUGCCUGACUAUGCACAAGAUACCUAUAUGCAAAAUUUUCACGCUGAACAACAAGGUCAAGGUCAUAUGACUAGGUCUGACUUGCAAGGUCAAGGUUAUGUUGGUACUAAUAUACAAGGUCAUCAGCAGCUUGCUAGGACAGACUUUCAAGGUCAAGGUCAACUUGGUGAUGCAUACAUUCAAGGUCAAGGUCAGCUUGAUGGUAGAAAUGUUCAAGAUCAGGAGCAAUUUGCUGAGACAUAUAGACAAGGUCAGAGUCAGUUGAGUGUUACAAACCUGCAAGGUCAAGGUCAGCUUGCUAAUAGAAACAUUCCAGGUGAAGGUCAGACAAACCAGUACUACCAAGAUAUGCAGCAGAGACAGAAAGAGGAGCAGCAAAGGAUGCAAGAAGUUGAAAUACCAAAAGAAAAGUAUGAAGUUGAGACCAAGACACCUAGUAUCGCAUGUGACAUAUGCGGGGACAACCAUGCAGUGGUUAUAUGUAAAGUGUGUGAUAACAAACAACUGUGUAAGGGCUGUGACAUAAAGUGGCAUAAUCAUCCAAAACGCCAGAAUCACAAGCUAGAAUAUUUACAUCCGGCUUUAGAUAACAGUAGGCAGAUGUCACACAUACCAGAUCUGGGUAAACAAACUGCUGACCCCAGGAUACAAGGUGUAACUGGAGGUGUUCCUGUACCUAUGUACACAAUGCAGCAGGAACAAGCCAGGCAGGCUCAGCCAGGAUACAGCAUGCAGAACCCACCACAAGAACCAGUCCGGCAGGCUCAGCCAGGAUACAGUUUGCAGAGCCCAGUCCAGAGGCAGCAGAUGAAUCAGUCACCAGUGGAACAGCGCUCACCAAACAGGGAUGUACUUCAAACUCAAUAUAACAUGAAAACUGAUCAGUACAACACACUGGGUCAGAGUUCAAAUGUUGCUUUACCCAGCCCUGCCAACUCAGAACAUCUCAAUUCACAUGUGCCAGGAACCAUGCCAGGCAGCUUUAUGUAUACACAACCUAGUAUGAUGGGCCAUAUGCCAGGAACCAUGCACUACCCUGUGUCCAGUGGCAUUUAUCAACAUGGUCAACACGUUCCAUAUGCAAUGACACCACAGAUGAUUCAAGGUCAUGUUGCACAGUAUCCUGUUGGGUAUAUGUCCAAUGUUUACAUGCAGCAACAACCCCAGCAGAUGUCAAUGCAGGGGUAUUUGACUCCUGUUGCUUCAGCAGGUCCAGAUAUCCAAAGGGCAGAAAAUACAAGGUCAGCCACACUACCAAGGUCAUCAAGUUCACAGGCAAUGUCUGCUGCUCCAGUUUUGGUUCAAAAUGUCCGACAUUCUAUAUCAUCUCCCAAAGUAUCCGAGCCAUCAGAAACAUCAAAUGUGAGCCUGAACAGUACCAGCUCAACAAGUUCUGGGUCUGAGCUUCUGCCAGGUAUAAAAGCCAUCAAUAACAUUGAGCGACGACAUUCAAAACUUGAAAUUAGCAUAAUGACCUUAAAAGAUGACCUUAAAGAAUGGGAAGAGAAAAUUAAUGCAAUUAUCCUUCAGAAUCCGAAUUUCUUCCAAGACGAGGAGUACAAAAACUUAAACAGGAAGAAGAGAAAGCAUUUGCAGGAAAUCAAUGAGCUUCAGAAAUACCAGGCAGAGCUGGAGCAACUGGUCGCAGAAAAGCUUCGUAAAGAAGUAAGAGAGGAAAAGGAGAAAAGAGAGAAUGAAGUUGAGACACUGAAACGAAGAUUUAAUCAGAUCAAAACGGGUAACAAUAAUCAACCGGCUGGCUCUGCUUCUGAUAUGUACAUAACACCUGUUUCAGUGGAACAGAUGGUUCCAGUUACCACCGCCUCUGGACCGAUUAAUUCAACUGGCUUAGUACCAGCUGGUCCUGUGACAACAACUUAUCGCCCACAGCAACUUCAGAAAAAUGCACAGUCCCCAGCUGAACAGAAAUAUGCAGAUGAGAAUUGUCCUCCAUUAAAAUUGAAUAGCUUUGGAGAUGAAUUACCUGAAGAAAUUAAGAAAAUGCUUGUCCUUGACCAGAAUCCACAUGCUCCAAGGCCUCAAGUGCCGGAUGAUAACCUUGGAAUGGCAAACCAAGCCUCUGCAGCCCAAAAUGUUUUACUUCCACCGAAAGUAGCAAAUGACCAAAAUGCAAGCAAGGAAGCCUUCUAUGAAAACAUGAUGGGUUUUAAAAAAGGAAACUCAGAACCUGACCUCCAGCAGGGUGUGGUAGCUCAAAACAGAUCAAAGAUCAAGAAAAGUCAGUCUUCUGAUGAUCUUCCUAUGUGGCAAUGUGAACAUUGCACAUUCUUAAAUGAUUUUGAUACCAAAGCAUGCACCAUGUGCUUUAAAACAUCUGAUAACCCAAAACGAAUUGACCCAAAUAUGCCAACAGUAAGUGAAGAAUAUCCAGGAGGAGAUAAUGUGACAGAAAUUUGCGAAUAUUGUACUGUUUUCAUGGAACCGGGAACAAAAAUUUGCGGUGUUUGUGGAAAAACUCAGACAAAAUACCAAAUUGCAGAUCAAAAGGCUGACACAUAUUAUGAAGCUGGAAACAAAAAUACAGGUCUAGAAGCUGGAAACCAAUCUGGUAACAGAACAUCAAAUGCUGGGAACCAGUCAGCUGGCAGGAAGCCAAGUUCUGGAGACCAGUCCCCUGGCAGGAAGCCAAGUGCGGAAAACCAGUCUGUAAGAGAUGCGACAGAAGACAGUGCUAAUGCUGUUGCAGCAUCUACAGUUGGAAAAUUGAUAGAAGAAGAACAGGACCAGGUUUUUCUUGAAAAGAAAGCUGCUCGUGAGAGGUUUGAAAAAAUGAACAAGUCUCCCGGAGGUAUUGUACCCGCAGCCACAGGUGCAGGGAUGCAGGAAGGGGCAGCAGGAGCGCAUGCGGGUAAUAUUAUAGGCGUACCUAAGGGAACGAAAUAUGAUAUAGAACCUUUGAAACAGGAAGUUAUUCAAGAAUGGAUCAUUGUUGACAAAACUUCUCCAAAAGAACCUGAGCAGGGGAACCCACAACUGGCUGAGAAGAACCUAAAUCCCCCCAACAUGAGUCAUUUAAUGCCUUUGGUUCCACCUUGCCAAGCAGGAGACAUUGCAAAGUUGAGAAAACACUCAGGACAGUCCAGUGGAAGUUCCAGCUCCUAUAACUCUGCGGCAAGCAGCCUGGAGGAAAAUGCUGAAACAAAGGCUAAGGCCAAUAAUCAGGCCGCAGCAUCGGGCAAGGGAACAAAAGCCCCUCAGUUAAACUUUGUGGAGGCAAUAGAACAGAUAAACUUGAAGAGGGAACAAGAGCAGAUGAGUCUAGAUGGCCACGAGAUCAUGACAAUUCUAAAGGAGGGAGAGAGAUCAGGGUACGAGGUCCUGGAGGUUCAGAUUGCCUUAAAACACAGUAUAGAGAACAAGCUGCGACCGUUGGAUUGGCUGAAAACAAAAUGGCCUGAACUGAUUGAUAUUGUUACUACCAUGGCAACGGAGAAAGGAAAAACUGCAGACCAAAAUGAUGUGGGGGAUGUAUCAUCGCAGGAAGCAAAGCAGGCCCUUAUCAAAAGUGAUGGUGAUAUUGACAAAGCUACACAGAUGUGUGUUGAAGAAAGAAUAGCAAAGUAUGCCGAGAUUAAUGCACAUGGCCAGUACGCACGUGAAGACAUUCUCACAGCCCUAUAUCAGAACCAGGGUGACAUAGAGGAGGCAGUGGACCAGCUCAAUCAUUCUGUUGUGCAGUCUUAUGCUGAUAGGCUAUGGGAUAACAAUCCAAAUAGAGGUGGUGACGCAGCAAUAGCGGCUGCUGCUAGGUCUAGGGAACUGACCAACAGUGUGUCAAACAGCGUAAUCAACCAUACAGACUUCCAGAGGCUUGUCAGUGACACAACUAUAAAUAAAGAGAGAAGAGUGAGAAUGGUGUUUGUAGAGGGGAAGUUGAAAAGCUGGGGCCGAGCAGAAAUGGUCGUGACAAUAUUAGACAAGGAGGUAACACUAAGUGAACAUCCUCUUGAGUGUACGCUGGAAGACAUUAUAGAGGCAGUGAGAAACUGUGGUGACAGGAAAAGUUCUCUCGUAUAUCUCACACAGGAGUGUGGGAUCUGUUUUUCCAACUUCCCUAUGUCAAAAAUUCGUGAUCUUGGUGCCUGUAGUUGUAAGCUGUGUCAGUCAUGUGUGAAGCAGUAUUUCGAGGUGGCAAUAAGGGAAAAAUAUGUUAGAAACUGGUGCUGCCCUCUGUGUGAGGCCCCAGGUCUUGAGGACGAGGCCAGAGCUACAAGUUACUUUGAGUUUCUAUCUUUAAUUCUACAGAACCUGGUAUCAAAAGAAGUGAUGGAACUGUACGAGGUGAAAUUACGAGACUGGCAUUUACAGAAAGAUCCUAACUUUAGAUGGUGUGCUCAUUGUGCCAGUGGAUUUAUUUGGGAUCGUCCAGAUGUUCUCGGCAUGGCGUGUCCAUCUUGUCACCAGAAAACAUGUUUCAUGUGUAAAAUUAAGUGGGAGGAUCAACACGAGGGUUUGACAUGCGAGGAGUAUGAACAGUGGAAGAUUGAUAAUGAUCCUGAGAAACAGGCAAAGGGUGUGAAACUUUACCUGGAAGAAAAUGGUAUAGAUUGUCCUAGUUGUAAGAUGAGAUAUAGCUUAGCUAAGGGAGGAUGUAUGCAUUUCAAAUGUCCACAGUGUGGGUACGAGUUCUGUAGUGGAUGCUCACAGGCAUUCUUACAUCAAGAGGCCUGUAAGUUGCUGAAGUCGUGUAAAGAUAAAGGUUUACACUGUCAUCAUCCCCGGGACUGUUUCUACUAUCUGAGAGAUUCUGAUACUGCUGACCUACAGAAAUUACUCAAGGAUAAUAAAGUGAGGGUCAAUACUGAAGUGCCUCCUACACAGGAGGACAGGGAACACUGUCCAGUGAUGGAACAGAAAGAAUACGGUCCGCAGAAGAAAGAUGAGCCCUGUGGCAAGGACACAAAGAAAGGAAUGGCUGGUCUCUGCGAGGACCACUAUAAAGAGUACCUUGUGGGGCUGAUCAACAAAAACAAGUUAGAUCCACUGGCAAUGAUGACUCUCCCGCAAAUGAAGAUACUUAUAGAACGAAAUGAGAAGGAGAUGCCCAAACCUAAACAGAAUGAGGGUGAAGGGGCGUAUAAAAGAAGAGUUUAUCAGUUUAUCAAAGAAAAAUGGCAACUUCACAGAUGAAGAUUUAUUAUCAGACUUUGAAGUCUCUAAAUUGCUUUGUUUAUAUUAAAUAUAUUAUUUACAAUAUUGCUCAACAGACUGCAUUUCUAAAAAAAACAUUGAGUUUGAAUACUGAUUGAAAGGAAACUAUCUGAACUUGUGGCAUAGUGUUAAAGAUUAAAUAAUUUAGGUCAGCACAAUAAUGUUCUUACUAUCUGCAUGUUUGAAGACUUUAUGCUUGUCAUUUGUUUAAUGCCUCUUUUGCUCACCUGUCACAAAGUGACAAGGUGAGCUUUUGUGAUCGUGCAGCGUCCGUCGUCUGUCCGUCCGUCCGUGCGUAAACUUUUGCUUGUGACCACUCUAGAGGUCACAUUUUUCAUGGGGUCUUUAUGAAAAUUGGUCAGAAUGACUUUGAUAAUAUCUAGGUCAAGUUCGAAACUGGGUCACGUGCAGUCAAAAACUAGGUCAGUAGAUCUAAAAAAAGAAAAACCUUGUGACCUCUCUAGAGGCCAUAUAUUUCACAAGAUCUUCAUGAAAAUUGGUCAGAAUGUUCACCUUGAUGAUAUCUAGGUCAAGUUCGAAACUGGGUUACGUGCCACCAAAAACUAGGUCAGUAGGUCAAAUAAUAGAAAAACCUUGUGACCACUCUAGAGGUCACAUUUUUCAUGGGGUCUUUAUGAAAAUUGGUCAGAAUGUUCAUCUUGAUGAUUUCUAGGUCAAGUUCGAAACUGGGUCACGUGCGGUCAAAAACUAGGUCAGUAGGUCUAAAAAUAGAAAAACCUUGUGACCUCUCUAGAGGCCAUAUAUUUCACAAGAUCUUCAUGAAAAUUGGUCAGAAUGUUCACCUUGAUGAUAUCUAGGUCAAGUUUGAAACUGGGUUACGUGCCGUCAAAAACUAGGUCAGUAGGUCAAAUAAUAGAAAAACCUUGUGACCACUUUAGAGGUCACAUUUUUCAUGGGGUCUUUAUGAAAAUUGGUCAGAAUGUUUACCUUGAUGAUAUCUAGGUCAAGUUCGAAACUGAGUCACGUGCCAUCAAAAACUAGGUCAGUAGGUCAAAUAAUAGAAAAACCUUGUGACCUCUCUAAAGGCCAUAUUUUUCAUGGGAUCUGUAUGAAAGUUGGUCUGAAUGUUCAUCUUGAUGAUAUCUAGGUCAAGGUCGAAACUGGGUCACGUGCGGUCAAAAACUAGGUCAGUAGGUCUAAAAAUAGAAAAACCUUGUGACCUCUUUAGAGGCCAUACUUUUGAAUGGAUCUUCAUAAAAUUUGGUCAGAAUGUUCAUCAUGAUGAUAUCUAGGUCAAGUUCGAAACUGGGUCACGUGCCCUUAAAAAGUAGGUCAGUAGGUCAAAUAAUGAAAAAACCUUAUGACCUCUCUAGAGGCCAUAUUUUUCAUGGGAUGUGUAUGAAAGUUGGUCUGACUGUUCAUCUUGAUCAUAUAUAGGUCAGGUUUGAAACUGGGUCAACUGCAGUCAAAAACUAGGUCAGUAGGUCUAAAAUUAGAAAAAUCUUUUGACCUCUCUAGAGGCUUUAUUUUUCAAUAGAUCUUCAUGAAAAUUAGUCUGAAUGUUCACCUUGAUAGUAUCUAGGUCAGUUUCGAAACUGGGUCACAUGCGGUCAAAAACUAGGCCAGUAGGUUUAAAAAUAGAAAAACCUUGUGACCUCUCUAGAGGCCAUAUUUUUCAUGAAAAUUAGUGAGAAUGUUCACCUUGAUGAUAUCUAGGUCAAGUUCAAAACUGGGCCACGUACCUUUGAAAACUAGGUCAAAUAAUAGAAAAACCUUGUGACCUCUCUAGAGGCCAUAUUUUUCAAUGGAUCUUCAUGAAAAUUGGUCAGAAUUUUUAUCUUGAUGAUAUCUAGAUCAGAUUCAAAACUGGGUCACAUGAGCUCAAAAACUAGGUCACUAUGUCAAAUAAUAGAAAAAACGACGUCAUACUCAAAACUGGGUCAUGUGGGAACAGGUGAGCGAUUCAGGACCAUCAUGGUCCUCUUGUUAGUAAAUAACAGAAAGAAAUAUGCCUCAAUGAUUCAAAUGAUGUUCAUACCUAAUGCAAAUGUAAUUCAUUCCUAAUGCAGCUGUAAUUCAUAAUCAUUCAGAUCUAAUUUAUACACAUGAUUGUAAAUGUAAUUCAUACCCAAUGCAACUGUAAUUCAUACCUAAUGCAGUUGUAAUUUGUAACCAUUCAGAUGUAAUUUAUACCCAUGGCAAAUGUAAUUCAUACCCAAUGCAGUUGUAAUUUGUAACCAUUCAGAUGUAAUUUAUACCUAUUGCAAAUGUAAUUCAUAUCCAAUGCAAAUGUAGUUGAUACCCAAUGCAAAUGUUAUUCAUAACCAAUGCAAAUGUAAUUCAUACUCGAUCCAUAUGUAAUUCAUGCUCAAAAUAAAAUAGUUAAAAUUUCUAUAUUUCAGCCAAAGCUAAAAAUAUAUUUCACUGAGCGAAUGCCAAAUUCAGUACUUUAAGUAGUAGAAAUGGAAUUUUUGGUGUUAACAAGUAAAAGAUAUUUUUUCCAGCCUAUAAAACAAACUAAUUAUCCAUUUAAUUCUGAUAAAUGAUUUAACAAAAUUUUAGGUAUUGUAAUUGGCCAAAGUUAGAUGCAACAUCAUAACAUUAUAAUGGUCAUGUUAGAAAUGUCAAAUAAUUCUUUCCUUGAGAUUUAUAGUUUUGUAUUACGCUUCAAAAUAAAAGUGUGUAUACCUUUAUGUUCUUGUAAAAAAUAAUAUUCACCUUUUUCUUUAUUGAUAUAUAAUAUUAUCUUAAUAAGAAUUUCUGUUAUUAUUUAUGCAACUUGUACUUGAUAGUUUCACUUUGGAAUCAACUUUGUUUUUUCAAUAAUCCAAUCAAAAACAUUUAAUAAAAUACUCUAUGUAUAUGUUGUUCAAAAGUUCCAAUCAUUCUUUCAUUUUUAUAUUAUUAUCUCCCUUGCAGUGCGAAUUAAUAGAUGUUUUAUCAAUAGUCGGAAAGCACAUUAUCAACACAUACCUGAAGCUUUAGUUGUUUCUCUAUUGUGAUCACACGUUUAGAAAUCCUUAUAUUUUUUUUAAUCCAUUUAAAAGACUUUCACAAUAUACAAAUUGGUCAGGUAAUUAAAAGACUUGGUAAAGAAGUUCAGUUUCUGGGCAUUUUACUUUAUAUUGAUUAGUCCAUAUAUUGUAGUCAAGGUAAAGUUUGUUUUUUUUCAUUCUUGGAUGCAGACAAUCUGUUAACAGAAACCAGUUAACUCUUAAGUAGCCCUCCUGCUUAGCUCAUUAGGAAGAGGAUAAGUCUACGGAUCUCAGGGUUGCGAGUUUGGCAUAUGUUCUCCGCGACGAUGUGAUAAAAGACGUGUCUUGAAAUCAUUCGUCUUCCACCUCUUAUUUAUAGUUAUAAUUCAUGUUGGAAAGUUGGCAGUUACUUGAGGAGAACAGGUUUGUACUGGUACAGAAUCCAGGAACACUGGCUAGGUUAACUGCUGGCCGUUGCAUGAUUGAAAUGCUGUUGAAAAACGGCAUUAAACCCAAAACAAGCAAACAAAGGAUAGCUCUAAAUAUUCAAACAUUUGCAGUGUAAAGAAAACAUGUUUACCCAUCAUACAGGUGUACAUGUUUCAGUUAUGGUCUUUUUACAUAGACUUGGCAGUUAGAAAUUGCUGUUGUAAUGAUAGACAUUUGUUACAAAUUUAAACAUUCUACUGAGCUUUGAUAUUUUGUGAUCAAUUGAAUACAUAAUGGUGCUUUACAAAUAAACUGUUUAAACAUU
This is a messenger RNA of Mercenaria mercenaria, 9895 nucleotides long. RefSeq lists its product as uncharacterized. The transcript is spliced from 25 exons. Gene Ontology annotation, cellular component: LUBAC complex. Lineage: Eukaryota; Metazoa; Mollusca; Bivalvia; Venerida; Veneridae. Gene Ontology annotation, molecular function: K63-linked polyubiquitin modification-dependent protein binding; K48-linked polyubiquitin modification-dependent protein binding; linear polyubiquitin binding. The record is from RefSeq and is a predicted model, not a curated record. Gene Ontology annotation, biological process: protein linear polyubiquitination. Bases 161 to 6184 code for a protein of 2007 amino acids.